AGAAAAUGCCGGAAGCUCAAGAGAUAUGAAAACAUGUUAACCUGUCCACAUAAUCGUACCACUGCCAUGCGUUUAUUAAACAACUAAUCGCAUAACUACAAGUUAACAAGGUUCACAAGUUAUUAACAAACUGGUAUCUACAUGUAGAACUAUUUUAACCGAUUGAUUUAAGGCGCUAGCCUGGCAAGUUUCUGGAAUCACCAGCAAAAUACAGUGAUAUUUCUGAACAUGGAUGCUUUAAGAAGACCUGCCAUCCCUGAAGACGCGGUCCAGUAUAAGCUGUUUCUGGUCCAGUCAGACACAGAAGUGAAUGAGAGAUCCCUACAGCAGCUCCUUGAGAACAUCCUGGCUGAGGUUGCCCCUCUGUUGGUACAGUACAUCUGGCAACACCAGCCCUUCAAUCUAAGAUAUCAUCCUGAGAAAGGGGAUGUGCCAGCACACUUGGGGGGUGUUACUGAGUUUGGUGAUAAUGUGGAGGAUGAAUGGUUCAUUGUUUACCUGCUUAAACACAUCACACGCACCUUUAACGGAAUAGCCGCUGUCAUCCAUGAUAAUGAUGGGCAGUUUCUCCUGAUUGAAGCAGCUGAACACUUGCCAAAGUGGCUGGACCCUGAUAGCAGUGAAAACAGGGUGUUCCUGUAUCAAGGAGAACUGCACAUAUUACCCAACCGUUUACAUUCUGGAGAGUUUGGGUGGCCCAGAGACUCUGUGCCCUCUGUGGGUCAGGCUCUAGAAGUGUUGCAGUCACAGACACAGAGCUGUCUAGCCAAACAUCCCAUACGCUCAGCUCUGGCCAGGAGGCUGGAUGGGUACCCGGAUAAAAUCCAGCAGAAUUUCCACCACGCCCACUGUUACCUACCUGCGGGAAUUGCUGUUGUGUUGUCUAGGAGGCCUGACCUCAUAGCCCCUGCAGUGUCUGCUUUCUAUCUCCGUGACCCGGUUGACCUCCAGGCUUGCCGAACUUUCCACACCUUUCCUCCUGACACCAUAGUUAUGACAUCAGUAAAGUUUACCCGUUGCUUGUACGCACAGCUGCAGCAACAGAGUUUUGUUCCAGAUCGGAGGAGUGGUUUUACCCUUCCCCCUCACUCUCAUCCCCAGUACAGAGCUCACGAGCUGGGCAUGAAACUGGCCCAUGGGUUUGAAAUCCUGUGCUCUAAGAGUGGACAGUCUUCUUCAGAGAAGGAGGCUUCUGUCAUCAGUAACCCACUUUGGAGAGGCUUUUUAGAUAGCCUCAAAAAGAAUGGAUACUUUAAGGGGGAACUAGAAGGGUCUGUCCGAUACAAAGACCUAAAGACUUCAGCAGAGAACUUCUUCAAACAGUCAGUAACCAGUAAAAACUGCCCUGAUAUUCAUAAUCCUGGUGAUGAAGUGUUGCAAGUCUUGCAAGGCACAUCCUACAGUUUGGAAGACCUAAGAAAAAAAGAGGCAAAUCUACCACCAGAGGACAGUGAUGCGUGGUUAGACAUAUCACCUCAGGAGCUGGAGAGGCUGCUUGAGGAGAGAGGGUGCCGCGGGGUGAGUGAUGGCACUCGCAAGACAGUAAAACCUGAAGAAGAGGAGCUAGAGGAAGAAGCUGGCUACAGUCUGGUGUCUGUAACACAAGGCAUGAAGAACUUUAUCAAUGCCAUGUCCUCUCACGAAGGAGCUGAAAUUCCAAAGUCUUGCUUGGCUGAGCCCUUCAGUUUUGAUCCAGAUGCAGUAACCAGUGCUCUUGAUAGACUGCUUGGAUGUAAGGAUGAGGAGUUAGACUCUGAUGACUUUGAGGAUGAGGAUGAAGAGGAGGAGGAAAAUGAGGAUGAUGAGAAUGAAGAAGAGCAGAAUGCCAGCUCUCGGGAGCAGGCAGGUGCAGAGGCAUUGGACAAUUUGAGGAAAUACAUGGAUGAAAUGGACCAGGAGCUGCAAAGCACAAAUAUUGGAAAAAGCUUCACACAGCCAGAUAGAGUUGGUAAUAAAGCAGAUGCACCUAAAAGCUCAUCGGUCACCUCAGGCUCUGAGCCUGCAGAGGAAGAUAUACAACCACUUGAUGUGGACCUCAACCUGGUCACAAAUCUACUCGAGUCCCUGGCUUCUCAGGCUGGCCUAGCUGGGCCUGCUUCUAACCUGCUACAGAGUCUAGGCAUUCACAUUCCCCCUAAUGCAGAUCAAUCCUGAGUCAGUCUUGAGACUUUAUCACACACUUAUGACACACUUAGUGUUUCUUCACCUUGUACAAAUCAGCUGUUCCCCAAUCAUAAAAGGCCACGUUUGACUUAAUGGUACCUUGUGACAAUGCCUUACCAAACACAGUACUGAAUUUGAAUGGAAUAUUAAUAUUAAUUUAACAUUGGUCUGUUCCAGUAACACAGAGCACUUCUAUGGAAUUUCUGCCAGAAUAAAAUCUGAGUUGUUGUUUAGAAAACAUUGUGUCAGGUUAUUCUCAUUUAAAUGUGUAUUUUCAAAUAAAGGUAAGAUUUUCUAAGAUGUUUCAUUAAUUACCAUUACUGUCAGUUUAUUUUUAUUCCACUACAACAGGAAAUAUCAGUUCUGGUUACACUUAUCCUUCAAAGUGAAGAAAGUGAGGAAUGUUUCCCUCUGCUUAUGUACACGUGCAUUACUGAUAAACUAAACACAUUGCUUGCUAGUGUAACAUUAACCAAGUUGAUACAGAUAAAUCAAUUCUGCUUGAUUAGAAGCCCCAACGCAGCUCUCAUGGCGAUAACCUUUUUUAACCUCUUGAUUUUUGCUCAGAAAGACUUUUAUCUACACUUGUAACUGGUACACCUCAAAUUAGUUCCAGAAUGUACACAGUAUAUUGGGCUGCAGUUAUUGUGAAGAAAAAUGUGCUGAAAAUGUAUUACUUAA
Messenger RNA from Myxocyprinus asiaticus (Chinese sucker), 2844 nucleotides. RefSeq names its product ecdysoneless homolog (Drosophila) (gene ecd). The coding region runs from base 229 to 2154 and encodes 641 amino acids. Gene Ontology annotation, cellular component: nucleus. The record is from RefSeq and is a predicted model, not a curated record. Lineage: Eukaryota; Metazoa; Chordata; Actinopteri; Cypriniformes; Catostomidae. The transcript has 12 exons.